This is a messenger RNA of Harmonia axyridis, 1563 nucleotides long. Its product is annotated as katanin p60 ATPase-containing subunit A-like 2. The transcript has 2 exons. Bases 73 to 1494 code for a protein of 473 amino acids. The record is from RefSeq and is a predicted model, not a curated record. Gene Ontology annotation, molecular function: ATP hydrolysis activity; protein binding; ATP binding. NCBI's taxonomy places the organism in Eukaryota, Metazoa, Arthropoda, Insecta, Coleoptera, Coccinellidae.
CACCGAACCAACCAUUGACAAAACAAUUUUGAUGUGUUGUUGAAUCGUUUUAAUUUUAGUGUAAACCCAGAAAUGGCCGAGUACACGCAACGAAGGAAGGCAUCUGUGGGUUCUCACACGUCCCAAGAAUUGAGGAAGAGGGAAAAUCAAGACCGUAAGAGAUCCAUCCUGUACCUCAUCCUGGAUUAUCUGAAAGGCAACAACUUGCACAAGACCUACGAAGCUCUUAAGACGGAAGCAGAACUGGGCGACCUAUUCACAGUGUGCGACAAUAUCGACCUAGAUAUAAUCCUGCAAGAGUACCAGACGUACUACAACAUGAAGUUCCAAAAAGAACCGCAAAUUAUCAGGAGGUUGUCGCUAAGUGAGAAAAGUACCGCCGGUUCUGUGACGCAGAAGGUACAGUCUGCGGGAAAGUUGAGAACGACGCCGUCGACGCCACAAGUUAGCAAGGUGAAGGAAAAAAGUGUUAUAGACAAGGAUGAUGACUUUCAGUUCGAGAUCAUCUCCAUAGAGUCGCAGGAUAAGAUGCCGAUGGCUGGAGGAAGGCGCAGAAGUUCCCAAAAUUCGGAACAGGAAAAGAAAAUUCUAGCAGAUUAUUCAGGUUAUACACCGGAAUGGAGAGAAAUGGCCGACCUGAUAAUGAAAGACGUGGUUCCCAACACACUGGGCUUUACGUGGCAACACUGCAUAGGUCUAGACAAACCAAUCGAACUUCUCAAAGAGGCUACAGUAUACCCCUUCCUCUACCCCGACCUUUUCAGCAACCUGACCCAAACCUGGACAGGCGUUUUGCUCUACGGGGCCCCAGGCACGGGCAAAACGCUCCUCGCCAAAGCCCUGGCAUGUGAAAUGAACUCAACUUUCAUAAAUGUCACUAGCAGCACCUUCGUUAGCAAGUGGAGGGGCGACUCGGAGAAAAUGAUAAAGGUUAUGUUCGACCUGGCUAAAUACUACUCGCCCACUACGAUUUUUAUAGACGAGAUAGACGCCCUUCUCUCCGAAACUAAAGACACCAACCACGAAGCUUCGUGCAGAUUUAAAAGUGAGCUCUUGGUUCAAAUGGAUGGCUUGCUGUCUAGCAACGAGUCAGUCUUCAUCUUAGCUACCACGAAUUCUCCUUGGAAACUAGACAAAGCCCUUUUAAGAAGGUUCGAGAAGAGGAUACUGAUACCUUUGCCCAACGAAGAUGCCAAGGUUAAAAUGUUGAAACACUACUCUAAUCUGAGGGGCGAAAACAAGAACGACUGGAACAACUUGAUUCAGCUCACUGAAAACUUUUCGGGGUGUGAUAUAAAGAAUGCUUGUAAAGAAAUGGAGAUGGCUUUGGUCAGAGAGCAACUUAAAAAUGUGUGCAAGAAUAAAAAGGUGGGGUCACGAAGGGACGCUACUGUGGAAGAUUUAACAACUGCUUUGAAAUCGGUGAAACCUUCGCUCAGUCAGGAUUAUUACAAGAAAGUCUUAGAAUGGAAUAUGGAAUACGGUUCAAGAUGAAUUUCAUGUUGUUUAAGAAUACAAAAUAAUUUACAAUUUGUCUAUAACGAUAAUAUAACUAAAACAUUA